Pocillopora meandrina is the source of this 2671-nucleotide messenger RNA. The record is from the annotation of a GenBank genome assembly. NCBI's taxonomy places the organism in Eukaryota, Metazoa, Cnidaria, Anthozoa, Scleractinia, Pocilloporidae.
AUGUCCAAAUUCAAUAUAAAAAUAGGCAAAUGUGAUGGCGCUGUCUUAAUUGGGGAUAGUGCGAAUUUGACAAUUGGGGCGACCCAAGGUAAGGUUUGUCACCACAAACAUUUCGUUCUACGUCGAGUUUGUCUUAUACAAUACGGUUUGGCUUCGCGAUCGAACGUUCCCCCGUGAAGGAAAGGUUUUAUAGAAAAUUUGUGAUGUAAGUCUGACAUGGGAAAGCCAUUUAAAUGCUACCUUGAAGAAGGCGGCUUAUCAGUCAGACAUGCUCUUCCUAACAGGAUGUAGGACGAAAUCAUUAUACCGUUUCGCCGGGGCGUUACAAUAUUUCUUUUCGCCCUUACUUUAACUGAAUUUUCCCACUUGCGUUAUUUUUCAUAGGCAACUUUUCUUCCUAUUUAUCUUACUCGAGCUAGAUCACUUGAACCAAACCUCGCAAAUGCAUCGAUGCAGGUUUAACAGGGUAAAUUCAAGUCGAAGAAGAUCAAAGGAAUUUUGAGUUAUUAAAUCCGCGUGAAGUUUAUUCCAUUUUGUUGAUCACGCUUGUUUUAUUCUUUAAUUUCACUUUAAUCUGAAACAAGCGAAAUAAUUAGUACAAACUAGGUGAAAAAGAGGAAUCAUGAAGAAGAAAUGAAAAAAACCCCUUUCACAUUUCUUGAAAUAGCAGCUAAUUUCACAUAGAUAGGGAUUGCACACGUUGGGGUCAAAGUUGAGGCAUGGGCAGGGGGAUCAAUCUUGGGUGCCAGCAUGCCAAUUUCCCAGACAAAAUUUCUUAGAAAUACAUAAAAAAAAAACAACCACUGUCUGGUAACAUAAGCGAACGAAAAUUUAAACGUUCAUUAACAUCUGUGAGGGAAAAGAAAAGUAGGAAAUAGGAAAAAUUUGAGACUCUUUGAGCCCAGAGCUUUUUCAAGAAGGGGUAUCCUGUUGGUUUACCUAUCUGUUUUUAGAUUUAUCAAUACAGUUAUUUGCUUUUAGAACACCCUGACUUACUGGAUUGAGUGAACGUUGUUAAUAACUUAAACAAGACAACUUGGUUCUGACAGCCUGACAGCAUGCCACUUAGUCAUUACAACUUUCACACAUGCAUAGAUGUUUGACUCCGAUUUUGGGAUUGCAUCAGAAUGUAUUUGUUCUGGGGUCUACUCAUUUUCGGGGACUUUAGGCUAAGAAGGCCAAAUAAUAUAUUCCUCUUGCUAAAUGAGUUUGAGGUCUGUAGUUUAAUUGACAGACCAGGUUUUUUCCACUUGGAUUCAUAGCCCAAGAAGUGUAAAAUGCACAAGGCAUAAAUCCAAGCGAAAAAAAAAAAAGGUUCCAUAACUUAAAGUACAGACUUAGAAAACUAGGUUAGUCAUAUAUUAAUAAUAUUUUUGGGUGGAGAAGACCUAAACUCAACCAGUAGGUGGUACAGAGAAAUAUACCCUGCUAAAUUGACCAAUCAAAGCACAUGAAGCAGCUGAGAAUCUAUAAUAAGUUACUUUAGAUUGCAAAUAGAUUAUUUUAAUCCUUUACAUCCUAACAUCAGCAUUCAUAUUCUCCAUACUGUUCUCUGUACAUCUACUAAGGUGCUGACAAGGAGAAUUCAUCUAACAGUCAAGGGUUUCUUUAGUUGGAGAUCAAUUCCUUUAUUCUCGUGACAUUGAUGUGUGGUUCAGAGGUGAUAUUGUAAGGAGAAAUUAGAUGCUAGUCACUGUUAGGGGUUAAAGGGUUAAAGUAAGUAAAAUAGCUCUUAAUUUUAUCAGGAAUACCACAGGAACAGCAUGUCCCAAGGGAAACAACAACAACAACUGGUGGUGAGUAGAGUUCCACAGUUAGUUUUUUAAAUACCUUUCAUGUCCAAGAUCUUAGUAUUUAUUUAGGUCAUUGCUCUAUCUUCCAUAUAUUUCCUACUAACAAUUUUAGCUCUAUUGAUUUGGAUUUAAAUCCCACCAUAACCCCUACUUUACAUUUUGAUUAAUUUCUCCUCAUCAUUGUUGCACUUUCUUUGUGGUCACACCUUGGAGCUAAACAGUUAAGGGAGCUUAACUCAACUUUUUGUUCAUCUACUACAAUUUAGCUUGGACUGUGCACCAAGCAGGGACCAUUUUGGUCAUCAUGUUGAAGCUGCAAGCAGCCAUUAUGGGGGUACAGGAAAAAAAAAAUCAUAGUGUAGAGAUAAUUGUGUACCAGUUGUCAUCUUGAGGAAGGAAUGGCCCAAGAGCACAAAGUUUUUUCCCCUAAGAGAGGAGUGUACAUUAAGCAACACCAGAACAAAUAGAGACUCAAAGUUCCACUUGAAAUAAAAUUUAUAAUUGUUUCUUUAGCAGUUCAUUCACCUUGUCAAGAGACUGGGGAUGAUAUCAAUUACAAGGCAAAGUCUGGUUAUGUACUGGUAAUUAAUAACUACAUCUUCCCCAAGAGGCCAGAUGGUGAACGCCAUUGGUCAGGAGAAGAUGUGAAAGGUCUCAAGAGUCUCUUUGAUGAUUUUAAUUUCACUACCAAGAUUUAUGACAACUUGGAACAAAGAGAAAUCAAAGGAUUACUGCAAGAUACAUCAGAGAAAGACUUUGGCAGAUAUGACUGUUUUGUUUGUGUUAUCCUUAGUCAUGGUUCCAAAGACAGAAUCUAUGGCACUGAUGAUAUUUCAAUCAACAUUGAGGCAAUUACUUCCUGUUUUUUCGCGAAAUGA